Macrosiphum euphorbiae (potato aphid) is the source of this 417-nucleotide messenger RNA. NCBI's taxonomy places the organism in Eukaryota, Metazoa, Arthropoda, Insecta, Hemiptera, Aphididae. The record is from the annotation of a GenBank genome assembly.
AUGUGUUUUAAUUUUGAUUCCUUUGAUUUUCUAGAAUGCAUAGUUUGUUUCAAGAGGGGGCAUACCGCCCAAAAUUGCGAGUACGCAAAGCGUGCCGCUGCGGCGGCCACAGAUGCUGCCGCUGAGGCUUCAAAGAGAGCAGCCAGGGCAGAGAAAGCCGCAAAAGCGGCCAUCUCUCUGGCAAAAAAAUUAAGGGAGGAGGCUGCCCUGGCUGCUCAGCAGCAGCAGCAACCGCAGCAACCGCAACCGCAACAGCAGCAGCAGCAACCGCAGCAACCGCAACCGCGACAGCAGCAGCAGCAACCGCAACAGCAACAGCAGCAACCGCAACCGCGACAGCAGCAGCAGCAACCGCAACAGCAGCAGCAGCAACCGCAACAGCAGCAACCGCAGUACUUAAAUUUAUACUCAAAAUAA